AAACCUAAACAACCAUUCUCUGUUCCUAAGUAAUUAAACUCAACCAUAGUUUUCCACAACCACACCGCCGUCCGGCAAGUGUUCUCAGUUUCUCUCAAACUGUACGAGAACAAAGGUGUAGACACUCUGUGUUCUGAUCUCGGCAUUCUUCUUCUUGGAAAAUUCUGAGGUGACCUUUCAAUUAAUGAUGGGGACAUUUUAGACUCACCUGCAGUUCAUAAGAAACUACGAGAAAUUAUCCAAAUUUCCAAAGUGAAAAUUAAACAAGUUGUGUUUGAAAUUUUAGACAAGAAAAAGUGAUUUCAAGAGAGAAACCGUCAUGGAGAAGGGUUAUUAGUGGUAUUCAGAGUGAAAUCUAGCUGAAAACAUUGUACAAGCAAAGUGUAAAAUUUUUGAAAAAUUGGAGUGCACCCAUUUGUUCGUGGGCUUGAAGUAUCUCUACACACAUAAUAUACAUAGUUACAGUUAAAACUGUCAAGGGGACAUAUUUGUCCAACAAAUCCACCGCGGCGUGGCUACCCGUCGACAUUGGCGACAUUGCAGAAUCGCCAAGUUCCCAGCUAUUCUUGAAAGGCGAGGAUGUUGCGUUUCUCAAAAAGUGGGAGCAACACAAGGCCAACCCUUUGCCGAUUGUUAACCUCCUGUUAACAACAACCCCACCAAAACAACAAAAAUGUGGGGAUUAACAUUCGAACCAAAUCCUCAUGACAUGAUGAUCCAACAAGCACAACUUUUAGCCAAUUUAAAUCCCCAAGGGCUUCAAUCUUGGCUUACCAAGACGAGAAGCACGGGGAAAUUUCUUCCUCUUCCAUCUAUAGAUGACGAGACAUGUGACAUAAGAUCCACAAAUACAUUCAUCGACAAAUCCCUCCCGUGCGAUAAAUGUGGCCGGUUAUUUAGGAAAGGUAGACCAACUAAAAGUCACAAAUGUAUAUCAGGAGUAGAAAAGUUAUCUGAUGAUAAAGAAAAUGGUGAUGAGACAGCGGAAGACCGUGAUAUUCACGAGCUUGGUGAAGCUAGUCAUUCAACUGACGAGAAAUUCCUUCGUAAUAAAAACAUCAGAAAAGAAUCCAAGGUCACUCAUAAGACGGGUCGCCCAUUUUGCUGCAGUAUUUGCGGUCUUACCUUCAAGAGAGCUCAUCACUUGAAUUCCCACGAAGGAACUCAUCGCGACGACGUCGCACGCCCAUUUGUUUGCGCACUACCCAAUUGUGGCAAGGCUUUCAAGCUCAAAAAAUAUUUGAUCAGGCAUGAACCUAUCCAUACUGAGCAUCAGUGUGAAAUCUGUGGUAAAGUGUUUGAAGGAAAAUACAUCACGCAGCAUAUGAAUAUAGUCCAUGGAAAAGAAACCUUUUCGAAUUUGAUACGAGUUCCUGCCGAAGUCCAAAUCGCACCUGGACAGCAGGUUCAAACGCCAACUCUGGUACCAGUCACUGCCAUCACGGACGAUGGCAACAACACAACGACAAUUACAACUCCCUUCUAAACUGUUUCAAGCCAUACCAGCCACUCACUUUACUUACACUCAUCUGUAUUACGUCCUUAUGUGCAAAAUGCCCAUAGAUUUUUUGUUUGUGAGAAAUGAUAGAUGAAACGGAAUGCAGAUGUAUGUAUACACGAUAUUUAAUACCAUAUUUUCAAUGAUCAACAAUCGGUAAGUACAAAAAUAUAUAUUGACGUUUCUUAUAAAUAUAUCCUAGACAUAUUUGAUACCAUGCGAAAC
Folsomia candida is the source of this 1723-nucleotide messenger RNA. RefSeq names its product zinc finger protein 714. Lineage: Eukaryota; Metazoa; Arthropoda; Collembola; Entomobryomorpha; Isotomidae. Gene Ontology annotation, cellular component: nucleus. The record is from RefSeq and is a predicted model, not a curated record. Gene Ontology annotation, molecular function: RNA polymerase II transcription regulatory region sequence-specific DNA binding; DNA-binding transcription factor activity, RNA polymerase II-specific. The transcript has 5 exons. The coding region runs from base 674 to 1486 and encodes 270 amino acids. Gene Ontology annotation, biological process: regulation of transcription by RNA polymerase II.